AUGGCGACCCCCUAUGUGACAGAUGAAUCUGACGGGCACGCCGAGCACGAGCGUUUCUACGAGAACAAAUACGUCAAGUUCUUCAAGAGCAAGCCGGACCUGCCCCCUGGCAUGAGUCCGGAGGACGCCGCUCAGGCUCGGCAGCAGCAGGGGGCGCCAGCGAGGGGGGAGAGCGAGUGCGCAGCUGGGCUCUCCAAGACGGCCAAACGCAACCUCAAACGCAAGGAGAAGCGCAAGCAGCAGCAGGACAAGGGGAGUGGGGAAGAAGGCUGCCCCCCGGUGGAGGCUCUGGGUGCUGCGGUGGAGAAAAUCGAAAUCAGCGGGGGCGGGGGGGGCGGGGACAGUGCGCCCCAGCAGAACAGCACCCCCCCGGCCCAGCCUGAGGGGGCUCAGACAGCAGCCGCGGCCUCUGAGAAAGCCAAGAAGAUCAAAAAUCUCAGGAAGAAACUGCGCCAGGUGGAGGAGCUGCAGCAGAAACUGGACUCGGGAGAGAUCAAGCAGCCAACCAAGGAGCAGCUGGAGAAGCUGAGGCGGGCCCAGGGCCUGGAGGCGGAGCUGCGGGAGCUGGAGCGUGAUUCGUAGGGAGGCCUGUCUCUCAAAGGGAAAGGGAUGGUGUUUGUGGGGGGAGGG
Lepisosteus oculatus (spotted gar) is the source of this 630-nucleotide messenger RNA. The record is from RefSeq and is a predicted model, not a curated record. NCBI's taxonomy places the organism in Eukaryota, Metazoa, Chordata, Actinopteri, Semionotiformes, Lepisosteidae.